Paramacrobiotus metropolitanus is the source of this 402-nucleotide messenger RNA. RefSeq names its product methionine adenosyltransferase 2 subunit beta-like. Gene Ontology annotation, molecular function: methionine adenosyltransferase regulator activity. The transcript has 4 exons. Lineage: Eukaryota; Metazoa; Tardigrada; Eutardigrada; Parachela; Macrobiotidae. Gene Ontology annotation, biological process: S-adenosylmethionine biosynthetic process. Gene Ontology annotation, cellular component: methionine adenosyltransferase complex. The record is from RefSeq and is a predicted model, not a curated record. Bases 1 to 402 code for a protein of 133 amino acids.
AUGGCCACUAACUUCAGCAAGCGCGUCCUCAUCACUAUGUCCUCCGGUUUACUGGGUCGCGCCGUUCUGGAAGCGUUCAUCGCGCCGAACGUCAUUGUCUGUGUAGCGGAGCGCAGUCUCGAUGCCAUGGAUCAGCAGCCGGCCGAGACCUUCCAGCUCAAUGUGCAGUCCACGCAGCAUCUGAGCCAGUGUGCCAAUGCUGUGAUUUUGCGAGUGCCUGUUUUGUACGGACCCGGUGAGAAGUUGUCGGAGAGCACGGUGACUGUGUUGUUUGAGAAGCUGUUGGAAAGGCGAACCGGGAAGCCAGCUGUCAUGUCCCAUUACGAGCGUCGCUAUCCUACGCAGGGUGAAGAGAUUCGCGGUGUGUACCACUGGACCGACAAAGAUUGUUUGACGAAAUAG